CAGGAAGUAUGGAUACGUCACGAAUGACCGCAGUUUUGCCACAGAUGCGGAAAUCGAAAAAGAAGUCACGUUUUUGUAAUAAAAACAAAACCAACAAGAAAACGCCGCUUUCCCCGAGCACUGUCUGCGCAGUCGAAGAACUUAUCGGCCAACGCGUCUGCCGGCUUGCCGAACCUUCUCGUUCGCCACUGCCCCCACAAUGUCAGGAGUCUACACCAAGAAAUGUGUUGACGACGUGUGGGAUGUUUCGGAAGGGGCGCUUCCUUUCAAACUGCAGCGGAUAGCUGAAGUUGAGUUGGGAGAGACUUCAGUGAAGAGAAAAGAAGCCCUGGAGAGGCUUUCUCAACUCUUAGAAGAAGAGGAAGGCCUCCUUCCGAGACAAGAUGCCGCCUUCCUUCUGCGGUUCCUACGCGUGCGGAAGUACAACGUGGAGGCGGCGCUGCGUACCAUCCGCAACUACUACCGGAACCGCAACACGAGUCAGACCGUCUUCGAGGACUUAACGCCAUCCAGCAUAUCGGAAGCAACACGCCGGAUUAUGAUGAUAAUGCCGGGAAAGGAUAGUUGCGGACGCCCCAUCUUUCUUUUCAAGAUCGGCUCGUGGGACAUCGUGGAAUCUUCUUACGUCGAAAUGCACCGGGCCGUCAUGCUCUGCCUUGAGCAUUUAGCGAAAGAUGCUACAACGCAAACACUGGGCAUGGUCAUGCUGUUCGACUACGCUAACCUGACGCCACAAAAAGUGCUCUCCAUCAAUGUGGGCUUGAUUCGAAGAGGCUUCGAGUACCUUCAGGAUUGCAUGCCCAUGCGCCUGAAGGCCCUGUACGCCGUACGUGAGGGGUUUGCAUUCGACAUGAUCUACGCGUUGGUGCGGCCAUUCCUCAAGAACAAGCUUACCGAAAGGUUUCAUCCGUACGGAGAAAAUUUUGAGGAACUCCACAACCAAAUAGACCCUCACGUCCUACCUAAGGAGUACGGUGGAGACGCACCUCCAUUAGACUUUACGGAAUUCUGGAGCAGGCUUGAGAAAAUUUUUCCUCUAAGGCUUUGCGGCUGCCAGAAACGCCGCUUUCCCGAUCGCUGUCUUUGCAGUCGAAGCACUUAUCGGACAACGCGUCUGCCGGCUUGCCGAACCUUUUCAUUCACCACUGUCCCCACAAUGUCAGGAGUGUACACCAAGAAAUGUGUCGACGACGUGUGGGAUGUUUCGGAAGGGGCGCUUCCAUUCAAGCUGCAGCGGAUAGCUGAAGUUGAGUUGGGAGAGACUUCAGCGAAGAGAAAAGAAGCCCUGGAGAGACUUUCUCAACUCUUGGAAGCCGAGCCGGAAGUGAACGCUCAGAAAGACACCGCCUUCCUUCUGCGUUUCCUGCGGGUGCGAAAGUUUGACGUAGAGUCGGCCUUGCAAACCAUUCGAAACUACUACAGGUGCCGAGAGGCCAGUGGGUCCUCUUACCAGGAAUUACUUCCAAGCAAAGUGCCGGCGGUGGCUCGCAAUCUGCUCAUGGUUCUGCCUGAGACGGAUGUCCAUGGGAGGUUGAUCCUACUCGUCAGGCCAGGCAUAUGGAGGCCCGAAGAACUGCCAUACGCGGAUUUUCAUCGAGCUUGCCUGCUCUGUUUGGAACAUAUGGCGCCGAAUCCUGUUACACAGACGUCUGGAAUUGUUCUCUUGGUUGAUUAUGCCGAGUUCACCGCCGACAAGAUAUUGUGGGUGAACGUAGGGCUUGUGAGAAAAGCUCUGGGAUAUGUACAGGAAGGCAUGCCAAUGCGACUAAAAGCAGUACAUAUCGUAAGACAGUCGUAUGCUUUCGACAUGAUUUUCGCCCUCUUCAAGCCAUUCAUCAAGGCCAAGAUGGCCGAACGGUACCGCUUCCACGGCGACAACUUCGAGAAGCUUCACGAGGAAAUACCACCCAGCGUGCUACCCAUAGAAUACGGUGGUCAGAGAGAGCCACUCGACUUCGAAGCCUACUGGAAGGAGGUCGACGCGCAAGAGGAGUUUUUCGCGCGUGUAAACAGCUUUGGCUACUCUACAGAGUGCAAGGAUGACAUGCUCACUGAGACUGAGAAGCUGGGCGAACUCACUUCGCUUUGAUGAGUAGAAUGCGGCU
Dermacentor albipictus is the source of this 2105-nucleotide messenger RNA. Its product is annotated as retinaldehyde-binding protein 1-like. Gene Ontology annotation, cellular component: membrane. Lineage: Eukaryota; Metazoa; Arthropoda; Arachnida; Ixodida; Ixodidae. Gene Ontology annotation, molecular function: phosphatidylinositol bisphosphate binding. The record is from RefSeq and is a predicted model, not a curated record.